UGUCAAAAAAAUAUUGUAAACAAAUGGGAAAUUUUGUGCAUGCUCUUUUUUAACGAAAAUAUUAAAGUUAAAUCGGUUUGCCUGGGUAAAAUUAUUUUAAGUUGAGCAUAUUUGGACCACGUGGAAAAUAAAAACGCAAUAGAGUUAAUUCCAAUGCAAUAAAUCAUGGAAGAUCUCGAUAUUUGCAUUAAAGAGGAGAAUUAUGAUGGAUUCGAAGAGUCAUUCAACGAUUUAUCGACUCCGUCAGUUGAUGCAAUGGUAAAAGAAGAAAAAUAUGACUAUGCCGACUACGUAGUUUAUCAAAGUGUGCCAUGGGAACAAAAUGAGGAGCAAAAUGUAGUCAAAGAACAUACUUUGUUUGAGUAUGAAAAGGAUUCGAUAAUCAAUACAGAAAUUAAAAUAGAAGAGUCAGUGUUGGCAGACAACUCACAAUUGGCUGAAGUAAAUGUGUGUUUAUCACAAUCGCAAAAUAAAACAAAACAAACAAAAAGAUCGCGUAAAACCGCCGGCACCAAGACAAAAUCGAAGAAAAACCAAGUCAAUCCAAAAGCAAAAUACAUUCAAUGUGAAUACUGCUGUGAGAAGUUUAUCACACAAUUAAGUUUAAUCACACAUACACACCGUUGUCAUUCAAAAGUGCUCAAAUUUAAAUGUCGAGUGUGUACAAUGCGAUUCAUUGAUGUGGAACAAACGAAGAACCAUGAAUCUGAUUGUAAGAUCCGUCGCUAUGAGUGUUAUUUGUGUGGCUAUAGUUUUUUUGCAUCCAUCAUGGCAACGUUUUUUGGUUCAUUUUCGUAAGCACACCGGUGAAACUCCAUUCAAUUGCAAGUGUUGUGCCAAAAAAUUUACAAGUAAACGAAUGCUUAACUUUCAUAUGAAAUAUCAUCCAAAUGAAAUUUUAUUGAAAUGUUCGUUUUGUGAACGAAAAUUUGAAACAAUCGGUGGAGCAAAAGAACACGAAUCAAAUUGUUCACUUCAACGAAAAUAUGAAUGUCAUUUAUGUAAAACAACAUUCACGUAUAGGUCAAGUUUGAGGCGACACAUGCCACAACAUACGGGUCAGUUUACAUUCAAUUGUCAAUACUGUAAAAAAGGUUAUGCUCGAAAGGAUUUUCUCGAUAUUCAUUUGAAAACGAAACACACAAUCGAACUACAGUUUUCAUGCACAAUAUGUGACCUAAGAUUUUCACAAAAAAAUCUUGCCGAUGAACACAUGCUGAGCUGUAAAAUGAAGAGAAAACUUUUCAAUUGUGACUUAUGCAAUUAUUCUACCAUAUCCAAGUCGUAUGCCGAAGACCAUAGACAACAGCACAUUGGUUCCGAUGAGUUUAAGUGUUUGCAUUGCUCUGAAAUCUUCUUACAGCGCAGUAAACUUGUUCAUCAUGUAAAAACUCACAACAAGAAAUCGAAAUUUAAAUGUCCGCAUUGCGCUAGGCCAUAUGCACGAUGGUUAUUCAUGGAAAAACAUAGACAAAAUUGCCAUUUUUUACCAAGUAACAAUGAAUAAAAUUUAAAAAAAAAA
This is a messenger RNA of Contarinia nasturtii (swede midge), 1522 nucleotides long. Its product is annotated as telomere zinc finger-associated protein-like. The record is from RefSeq and is a predicted model, not a curated record. The coding region runs from base 166 to 798 and encodes 210 amino acids. Lineage: Eukaryota; Metazoa; Arthropoda; Insecta; Diptera; Cecidomyiidae. The transcript has 3 exons.